This is a messenger RNA of Carcharodon carcharias (great white shark), 4791 nucleotides long. RefSeq names its product RFNG O-fucosylpeptide 3-beta-N-acetylglucosaminyltransferase (gene rfng). Gene Ontology annotation, molecular function: O-fucosylpeptide 3-beta-N-acetylglucosaminyltransferase activity. The coding region runs from base 171 to 1427 and encodes 418 amino acids. The transcript is spliced from 8 exons. Gene Ontology annotation, cellular component: membrane. Gene Ontology annotation, biological process: regulation of Notch signaling pathway. NCBI's taxonomy places the organism in Eukaryota, Metazoa, Chordata, Chondrichthyes, Lamniformes, Lamnidae. The record is from RefSeq and is a predicted model, not a curated record.
AACAAACACUGCUGCCAGCGAACUAGUCUGACUGAGAGUUUGCGGUUGUGACAGCAGGCUGUGCGAGAGUGGGAGAAGGUGCUCAGGGGUCCCAUCAGACAUGGGAGCGGUCCUGGACCUGCCCCAGCGCAGAUUCUCUGCCCCCGGGGGCUGAGACCUGAGCACAGACGAUGCGUUUACGUGGGAGUGCAAACAGUAAACUCUGUUUCCUGCUCUCCCUGACUCUCUGCGCUUCUCUUCUGCUCCUGAUGGGACUCCAGCAGUGGGGACCCUCGGAUCUGCAGCUCUCGCGACCCCUGCGGCCCUUGAGACAAUCCCCCAAAACUCCUGGAAAUGCAACCGAGGAUGGAAGCAUCUCCGAGCUGGAGGCACGAACAGGAACCGUCAGACGUCCCUCAGCUGGGCGGUUCAUGACUGACUCCAGCAGCGCAAUAGAAAGGGAGUCUAGCCGGCACCAAGUUGCAAAACCAGCCAAACUUCUUCGGACUCGUGUCAAAGAUAAAGAGCUGCAGGGUUUUGUGGAGAACCCGACAGUGACUGCUCAGCUUGGUCCUGGAUCGGAGGAGAAAGCUGCAGCGCUGCUGUGGGACGCCCCCCUGCACAGCAAACAUAAAAUGCAACUCAGUGACAUUUUUAUUGCUGUGAAAACGACUCGGAAGUAUCACAAAGCCAGACUGGAUCUGCUCUUUCAGACCUGGAUCUCACUGGUACAGGAACAGACGUUCAUAUUCACAGAUGGGGAAGACAAAGAAUUACGAGAAAAGGCUGGAGAUCGCAUGAUUAACACAAACUGCUCUGCUGCACAUACACGCCAAGCACUUUGUUGUAAGAUGUCUGUUGAAUAUGACAAGUUCAUUGAAUCCAAAAAAAAGUGGUUUUGCCAUGUUGAUGAUGAUAAUUAUGUAAAUAUUCGCAGUCUGGUCUACCUGUUAUCUGCAUACUCGCACACACAAGAUAUUUAUAUUGGUAGACCAAGCCUUGAUCAUCCGGUGGAGGCAGCAGAGAGGGUGAAGAGUGAUGGGUCGACAUCCGUGAAGUUCUGGUUUGCUACAGGAGGAGCUGGGUUCUGUAUCAGCCGUGGACUGGCACUAAAGAUGAGUCCAUGGGCCAGCUUUGGGAACUUUAUAAGUACGGCAGAGAAGAUUCGUCUCCCUGACGAUUGUACAAUUGGCUACAUCAUUGAAGGUCUACUGGAGGUGAAGAUGAUUCACAGUGAUCUGUUCCACUCACACCUAGAGAACCUGCAGCAGAUCCCACCACCUAUUAUCCCCAGACAGGUCACCUUAAGUUAUGGAAGUUCAGAAAUCAAGCGGAACAUACUGAGAGUCCAAGGACCUUUCAGUCUAGCGGAGGAUCCUUCACGGUUCAAGUCUAUACAUUGCCUCCUCUAUCAUGAUGCCUGGUGUCCUGACAAAGACAGACACUGACUAAUGAAAACCAUUCUGAACCCUUUCUCCAUCAGCUGCAUUCCUUUUGAACAACUCCAAGUGAGCCAAAAAGGAUCUUUAUAAUAACAAGGAAGAGUAAGACUGUGAAGGUCCAAAACAAAAUGAAGAAUUGCUUGGUGUACAUUAUUCCUACACAACCAUAUGUCACAUUUUUUUGGUGGGUCUAAAACAACUACAUGUGUUCUGCAAAUGGAAGCAGAAACCAACUCUUUAGCUGCCCUAGUGAAAAUUUCAAGUCUUAGUUGAACUGACAUUCACAUCCCUGACCCUUUACCUUAGGUGUGCCUGUUAUAACAGGAUUCACUGGAGUGCGUCUGCAAUUAAUUUGUGUCAAAGCUGACUGCCAAAGUGCUAAUGUUACCUCUUCUAAAUUUAAUCUUCUCUUCUGCUUUAUAGUUUGGGGUGGUAAAUUAAACUAUAGGUUGGCUUGAUACAAGCAGAGACUUGGAGUCCCUCAAAAAUGACAUUUCUUGUACUUAUAGUUCCCGUGCAUACAAAGAUCUUUGGCAAAAUACUAACGGAUGGUUAUGGGAUGGUGCCAUCCUGGUAACUUGGAGUCCUCUAUAUAUAUCUGGUGUAAAUGAGUUUAGUGUGUGCAAUUCAGUUCUAGGAGUAACACGUUGGCAGAUUGUCGAUGGUUGUUAUGCAGUUCUAGACAGUCAACAGUAAAACUCUGUGCUUUCUUACAGAGACGUCGCGUUCCUUAAUGUAGCAAUUGACACUUACAUCUCUGUGAGAUGGUGUGAUUUUCUAUAGAUGUAUAUCACUGUGGCUCUAUAGUGCCAUAUAAUAUGAUUUUGGGACAUUUGCCACUGAAUCAUUGAAAUGUGCACUGACUGACCAUGUAGAGUCGCAUUCUUGAUUUUCUAAAUUUGAACCAGAUUGAAAUUAGUGCUGUGGCUACCAGUUAUUUUGGUAAUUGAAUGUCUGUUGGUUAUUGAAAUGCUUUGAUUGCGUUCUUGGUCAAACAAAAUCAUCGUAAAAUAGUCUGACUUUCUAAUUAAAUGAGUUCGCAUUACCUGUAUAGUAUUAUAUUAACAUUGCCAUGCUAAAUAAUUCAUCUAGUUCUAUUGCAUUAAGUUUCAUCAAAAGCCUAUCCAGUGCGGCAGAGACUAAAACGAGUUUUGGUACUCACUUUACUGCAGUAGUGUUAUCAAUUUCUGUUGCACAAUAUUUGAAAAACCAAGUUGUCUGUAGUACGCAACCAACUCCAUACAAGCUGAUGUCAUUUAAAUUGAUUUUCAUUUGUUUUAGAUAAAUUACAACUACCGGAACUGCAUGUGAAAUAACUGCACAUCUUCUAGUUUGAGAUGGUCAAUAAACUGGCUUGACUUGACCUGGAAUGAAUGUCCAGAAGGGAUAUAUAGUCUCAAUUUUACAAAUAAAAAUUUCCAACAUCCCCAAUACAAAUGUAACUUUGUAUACCAAUUACACCAGUCACCAAUUUAUCUUUUUGGAGUAGUUAAUAUUUGCUGCUAUUCUAGACAGGAUUUUGUGAUUUUUUUUUAAUAGUACUCUGCAAAGUGCUAACUUAAAAAUAAUGUAACUGUGGGCUGCCUUGGAGGUUCUUUUGGCAUGUCCACAAUGAUUCUGAUGCUCCAAAGUGACAGCCAUGUUUGAAAGAACUACACCUCACAAGUGUUGAUUUGGUCUUCUGACCGUCCUUGUUUCCUUCACAGGGUGACUAAUGCUGGCUCUGCUUCCUCCCCAUUAAUUUUUUUUUCUUUUCACGGGAUGUGGGCAUCGCUAGCAAGACCAGCAUUUUACUUGCCCUUGAGAAAGUAGUAGCCUUCUUGAACUGCUGCAUGUGGCGUAGGUAGACUUUGUAGCGAUUUUGAUACAACUGAGUGGCUUGCUAGGCCAUUUUUGGGCAUUUAAGAGUCAGCCACAUUGCUGUGGGUUUGGAGUCACAUGUAGGCCAGGUAAGGAUGACAGAUUUUCUUCCCUAAGGGACAUUAGUGAACCAGCUGGGCUUUCAUAAUAAUGGUUCCCUGGUCACUUUUACUAAGACUAGCUUUUUAAUUCCAGAUUUAUUAACUGGAUUUAAAUCCACCAGCUGCCGUGAUGGGAUUCAAGCCCAUGUCCCUACAGCACUAGGCUGGUGACAUUACCAUUAUGCCACCACCUCCCCAUAAAUAACUAAUGCCAGUUUUGUUUGCACCAGAAAAAGAACUCCAAAAGUUGGGAUCCAGAGGGUUAUAUAGCUGGGGUAGUGGAGAUUUACAUUUUCCUGGAAUUAACCAGAAGUCAGUUUGGUUAUCAGUUCUUCUUCUUGUAUGUUAUACUCAGUUACUGAUACCAAGAAUUUUGACAAGCAUGCCUCUUGCCUGGUUUGUAGCACACAAAUAUACAGACCUCAAGGAAUGGGUAUUGAGAUAUUCACUAACAUUCAGCCUAGAUUACGUGUGUCUAGGAGUGGGAUACAAGUCCAUGAAUUGGAGGCUAGAGUGCCAAGCUGACAUAGUUAGAGAGAAAAUCCCACUUCUAGUAGCAUGUGCAUACAUCACAUGGCCCCAUAAAUUUGAUUAUACUGGAAUUGUUUGCACAUAGCACUCCCAAUGGGAACGCUGGCUGCACAUACAAACAAAGGUUUUUCCAGAGAUUGCUCAGUAUGCAUCAUAUUACAGCACAUGGAUUUGAAUCUUUAAUUUCUGCUUGAAUGUCCCAGUGUACAGUUAAAACACAUGCUUUAAAUUAGUAACUGUUAAUUCUCUUUUUUAUAAUCAUUAUCAAGUAAUUCUAAACAAAUGUGAAUAUUGUACUGGAUAAUAGUGACCUAAUUAUAUGAUUUGUUCUUCUGUUCACGACUUUUUUGCCUCCCAGAAUUGUUCAUCCUAUGAGGCCUUAGUUUUUCCACUGUAAGCUAAGAAAUUUGAGAGAUGAUGGACUUGCCUGUAACUGAAGACUAGUGAGACAAUGUUCAAUUACCAGUAGUGUGUUUUGUUAAAGUCUGAUUAGCGCGCACAAUUCAAAUUUUCAGCUGAAGUUUUGUGGGAAAUUGUAAAGCGUGAAAGAGGAUGUAGUGAAUGUGCAUCGUGUAAACUUAACAAAGAGUGGCAAGUGAUAAAUGAGAAGGUAAAAAUGUAGGUCCCAAUAUUCCUCAGUCUCCUGACAGAGCCAGUGGAACUUCUAUGAAAAUUAUGAAGACUUGGUUACACUAGUUCUUGGUUAUCUCCAAGAAUUUCCUGUUGAGCUGCAAGGAGCAAAACAAAGAAAAUUGCAGCACAGGAACAGGCCCUUUGACCCUCCAAGCCUGCGCUGAUCAUAUUGCCUGUCAACUAAAACAUUUUGCACUUCCGGGGUCCAUAUCCCUCUAUUCCCAUCCUAUUCAUGUAUUUGUCAA